This is a messenger RNA of Pistacia vera, 2458 nucleotides long. Its product is annotated as subtilisin-like protease SBT4.14. Gene Ontology annotation, molecular function: serine-type endopeptidase activity. The coding region runs from base 18 to 977 and encodes 319 amino acids. The record is from RefSeq and is a predicted model, not a curated record. The transcript has 11 exons. Gene Ontology annotation, biological process: proteolysis. Lineage: Eukaryota; Viridiplantae; Streptophyta; Magnoliopsida; Sapindales; Anacardiaceae.
UUAAUAUUGGUGGUAACAUGGAGAGGGUGAUGAGAUUUCUGUGUUUCUUUUCUUAUCAACUUCUUCUAUUUCAUAUGUUGAUAAUAGGUCUUCUUGCUGCUUCUGGUGAAGAGCAAUCGAAUUUGUAUGUUGUCUACUUGGGAGAUAUGGUGAACAAAGAUUCACUGCACCUGGAGGAUGAUGAUUCUAUGAUUGAUCAAUCACAUAUCCAAAUCCUCGCAUCGGUGAAACUAAGCCUCCGGCCCCUGUCCACUUCCGAUGUUGUUGAAAAUGAAGCGAAAGAGUCCAUACACUACAGCUAUACAAAGAGUUUCAACGCAUUUGCAGCAAAGCUAUCAACAGAUGAAGUCGAAAAAUUGAUGGAGAUGGACCAAGUACUUUCUGUAUACCAGAAUCGGUAUCACAAGUUACAUACAACAAAAUCAUGGGACUUCAUUGGGCUUCCGCUAACAGCAAAAAGGAAUUUGAAAGUAGAGAGUAACAUAAUUGUUGGUCUCUUGGAUACAGGGAUCACUCCGGAGUCAGAAAGCUUCAAUGACACUGGAUUCGGUCCUCCACCAACAAAAUGGAAAGGAAGUUGUAAACACUAUGCUAAUUUCUCAGGAUGCAACAACAAGCUUAUCGGAGCAAGAUACUACAAAUUGGACCGCACACGUGAUUCUAACGACAUCUUAUCGCCGGUAGAUGUGGAAGGCCAUGGAACCCACACAUCAUCAACUGCAGUAGGCAAUCAUAUUGCAAAUGCAAGCCUUUAUGGUCUAGCCAAGGGAACCGCACGCGGUGCAGUGCCAAAUGCUAGAGUGGCUGCAUACAAAGUAUGUUGGGUCGGCUCCGGUUGUUCUGAUGUUGACAUACUCGCCGGAUUUAAUGCUGCUAUUCAUGAUGGAGUGGACGUUAUAUCAAUAUCCAUCGGCGGUGCUAAUGAAAAUUACUCCUCGGAUUCAAUAGCAAUAGGCUCAUUUCAUGCCUUAAAGUAGGGAAUUAUUACUGUGGCAUCAGCUGGUAACGAUGGGCCCAGUUUGGCUAGUCUUAAUAAUCAUGCCCCGUGGCUUGUCACCGUUGCAGCUAGUGGCAUUAAUAGGCAAUUUAGGAGCAAAGUUGAGUUGGGCAAUGGCAAGAAUGUCUCAGGAAUUGGGUUCAGCGCAUUUGAACCAAAGCAGAAAUUAUACCCACUAGUUAAUGGAGCUGAUGUUGCCAAAAACAACGGCGAAAAGGAGAGUGCAAGGUUCUGUAUUUCUGAUUCAUUGGACCCUAAAAAGGUGAAGGGAAAGCUUGUUUACUGCCAGCUAGAGAUAUGGGGUGUUGAUUCUGUUGUUAAAGGGAUUGGAGGGGUAGGCACUAUAGUUGAAAGUGAGCGCUAUCUUGAUACCGCCCAGAUUUUUAUGGCACCAGGGACCAUGGUCAAUUACAGCGACGGCAAGAUCAUCACCAGUUAUAUUAAUUCCACAAGGAAACCUUUAGCAGUUAUAUACAAAUCCCAGGAAUUAGAAAUCCCUGCUCCGUUUAUAGCUUCUUUUUCGUCCCGUGGUCCGAAUCCUGGGUCAAAACGCAUUCUGAAGCCUGAUAUUGCAGCACCAGGUGUUUCCAUCUUGGCAUCUUACACGCCUUUGAAGUCACUAACUGGAUUGGAAGGUGACACCCAAUUUUCGAAAUUCUCGAUUAUGUCUGGGACUUCCAUGGCUUGUCCUCAUGUUGCCGGUGUAGCAGCCUACGUUAAGUCGUUUCAUCCGAGUUGGAGCCCAGCAGCAAUAAAAUCGGCUAUAUUGACCUCAGCAACACCUAUGAGCCGGAGGAUGGACCGCUUCGCUGAAUUUUCGUAUGGUACCGGCCAAGUGAACCCACAUAAAGCUGCGAGCCCUGGCUUAAUUUAUGAAAUAGAUCAAAUGGGUUACAUCCAGUUUUUAUGCCACGAGGGCUAUACGGGAUCAUCUUUGGGUGUUUUAGUUGGUUCGAAAUCCAUAAAUUGUUCCUCAUUAGUUCCUGGAUUUGGCUAUGAUGCUCUUAACUAUCCAACAAUGCAAGUUAAAUUGAAUGGUGACAAACGAUCAACCACUGCGAUUUUCCAGAGGACUGUCACCAAUGUGGGUGCUCCUGUAUCCAUUUAUAAUGCCACGAUUAAAUCUCCAAGAGGAGUGGAAAUCUCUGUUAAGCCCAUGAGUCUCUCCUUCUCUCGCAGCAUGGAGAAACAGAGCUUCACAGUUGUGGUGAAGGCAAACCCAAUGCCAGCUUCUACACAACUGUUAUCAGGUUCACUUGUAUGGAAAAGCCCUCGACAUGUUGUUAGGAGCCCUAUUGUUCUUUAUCAAGCACAAGAAUCAGAUUUUAUCAAACACUACUAGAAGUAUCUCGAGUCCAAUGUACUUCACUAAUGAUUUAUGCUUAUACCCUUUUAUGUUAAAUAACUAUUACCAUCUAAAAUUCACUUGGAUCUUUUGUUGAGAUGCAACAUGUAAGCGUU